AUGGGCCCCUGUACCGCCUCCCCAUGCUGCUGCCAGGCCCGUAAUCUGCCAUGGGCCCCCGUACCGACUCCUCAUGCUGCUGCCAGGCCCGUAAUCUGUCAUGGGCCCCUGUACCGCCUCCUCAUGCUGCUGCCAGGUCCAGUGUGUCAUGGGUCCCUGUACGGCCUCCCAUUGCUGCUGUCUCUAUCGCCACACUCUGCCAUGUGCCACUUUCAGGUCUCCUCACACUGCUGGUGGUUUCCAUUUUUGUCAUAGGGUGCUGUAUGGCCUCCCAUUGCUGCUGCCUGCCUCCACCGCCACACUGUGGCUCCACACUCUGGUUUUGGCCCCGUGACUGCCCAAAUGAGUGAAGUGUGCGGUGAUUCUAAGAUCGACGGCACUCAUCUGCAUGUCAUACUGACUGACAGUAUUAUUUCUCUUCCCCAGCAGACUCCAAGGGCAUUUAAAUUAAAGGUACAGUGUUCUGCACUAAUAUUA
Molecule: messenger RNA, 477 nt
Organism: Staurois parvus
Lineage: Eukaryota; Metazoa; Chordata; Amphibia; Anura; Ranidae
Source: the annotation of a GenBank genome assembly